Manis javanica (Malayan pangolin) is the source of this 3296-nucleotide messenger RNA. It is a transcript of the gene RSPO1, whose product is annotated as R-spondin 1. Lineage: Eukaryota; Metazoa; Chordata; Mammalia; Pholidota; Manidae. The record is from RefSeq and is a predicted model, not a curated record.
AGGACUGGCCCCUCUCCCGGCUGGGAGCUCCGGCGGAGCGGAGGCGCGACGGAGAGCACGAGCACAGGGCGGAGAGUGGGGAGCGGACCGCCAGAGAGGGCAUUGCGGAGAGCGAGGGCCAGACCGAGCCGCCCCAGAGGACCGAUGCGCCGGGUGGGGCGCUGGCCCCGAGGGCGUGAGCCGCCCGCAGAUUGAGCAAUUUGGGAACGCGCGGGCGGAGCGCGGGCAAGCCGGGCGCCCGGACAGUCCUGCGGCGGGCGGGUGAACCGACCGCGUCCUCGCCCCUCCCGGGCCUGCCCCCGCCGCAGCUGGCAGCGCGGAGAUGAGGAAACUGAGGUUCAGAGAAGUUAAGUGACUUGCCUAAAGGCAUCUAACCAGUGGAUGGAUGGAAGGAUGAUGCUUCCCUGGCAUCUGCAAAGCUUCCUGAAGGCUCGCUGUUUCCUUCUGCCCCCGUGUUGGUUUUUGGCAGUGUCCCUGCUGAAGUGACAGAGUUCUCCCAUGUGAAACACUGAGGUGCCUUUGAGGAAAGUUGUCUGGACCUCCUUAUGGGCAGACGGAGAAGUGGGCUCCCCACACCCUCUCUGUCCCCAGCUGAGAUUAUGGUGGAUUUGGGAUACAGCCCAGGCCUGGGCCUCCUGCUGCUGACCCAGCCCUGCAGGCAUUAGCGAGGACCCUGCACUGUCCCCCUCCUCAGAGACCACCCCUCCUACCAGGGGCCUGGAGCCGGCCAGUGACUAUGCGGCUUGGGCUGUGUGUGGUGGCCUUGGUUCUGAGCUGGAUGCAUCUCACCGAGGGCAGCCGGGGGAUCAAGGGGAAGAGGCAGAGGCGGAGUGGAAAUUCCAAUCUCCUCACUUCCCGUCUUUGUGGGAGCCUGGGAAAGAUAAAGGUUCUUCUAUGGCCACCUUCUCACCCUUGUUGCACCCUUGCAGUCAGUGUUGAGGGGAGCCAGGCCUGUUCCAAAGGCUGUGAGCUCUGCUCUGAGGUCAACGGCUGCCUCAAGUGCUCACCCAAGCUGUUCAUCCUGCUGGAGAGGAACGACAUCCGCCAGGUGGGCGUUUGCUUGCCUUCCUGCCCGCCUGGAUACUUCGAUGCCCGCAACCCCGACAUGAACAAGUGCAUCAAAUGCAAGAUUGAGCACUGCGAGGCCUGCUUCAGCCACAACUUCUGCACCAAGUGUAAGGAGAGCUUGUACCUGCACAAGGGCCGCUGCCACCCGGCCUGUCCCGAGGGCUCUACAGCUGCCAGCGGCACCAGAGAGUGCAGCAGUCCUGUGCAAUGUGAAAUGAGUGAGUGGUCCCUUUGGGGGCCAUGCUCCAAGAAGAAGAAGCUCUGUGGUUUCCGGAGGGGCUCUGAGGAGAGGACACGGAGGGUGCUGCAUGCUCCCGGGGGAGACCAUGCCAUCUGCUCUGACGUCAAGGAGACCCGGAGGUGCACAGUGCGGAGGACGCCCUGUCCUGAGGGGCAGAAGAGGCGGAAGGGAGGCCAGGGCCGGCGGGAGAACGCCAACAGGAACCCGAGCAGGAAGGAGAGCAAGGAGGCGGGCGCCGGCUCUCGGAGACGCAAGGGCCAGCAACCGCAGCAGCUAGGGCCGGCGGGGCCCGUCACACCUGCGGGGCCCACCUAGGGACGCUCUUCAGCCUCCACGCUCACGCAAAAAGAAUCCAGCGCUGCUCUGUGUUUUGACAGCUUUACUGAACUGGAGCCCCGGGGCAAAGCGUACACACACUCUCCAUAUACGCAUGGGAGCACUGGUGUACACGCAGACCCCAUGCCCAAAUGUGCAGCCACCAUACAGGCACGCGUGUGCAUACACAUGAACAGUCAAGGCCACCAGAAGGCACUUCCAUCCCUCGGACAUCCCUGUUUGAACAGGGUGGGGAAGCAGAGGGGUCAUCUCUGCCUGGCAGAGGGCCUAGUGGCACACACAUGGUUUGCGAUGCCUCCAAUGGAUGUGCCAGAGAGAACAUCUCCCAGUAUCCAAGCCCAAACUUUGCAGAGUGGAGCCUUCUGGAGGAGCUGGUAGGACCAGCCCAGUGUGGCAGACAGGAGCCAAAGCUUGAGGACUGCUUGGCCUUCCCAGCUGUGUGGCUUUAUCCUUGGAGAGGACUGUUACACACCUCAGAUCCGUAUCAGGGCUGCCCUGCUCUGAAAACUGCUUAAAGGUUUAUUUCAAAUUAAAACCAAAACCAAAUGAGAACAGUAGCCACAGGCACCACAUUCCUUUUCAGGGUUACAGGGAUUGGUGGGGUACAUGGUAGCAGGAAGGGACAGGGCUGAAUUUCAAGAGACACCCUUUCCUCAAUCCCAGUGGCCUCCUAGACAGAGGAUCCAGAGAAGGAAGAAAAUUUUAGGGAUAUUUGGAGGCGGGUAACCAGCUUCACCACAUCCUUAUCACUCAAGAGUGUGGUCCAUGAACCAGCAUUGAUAUUUUCACUGGGCAGUGUGUUAACAAUGAGAAUCUCAGGUCCCAUCCCAGGCCUGAUGGACCACAGUCUACCUUAUAACAAGGUUUCAGGUGACUGGCGUGCACACUCAGGUUUGGGAAGCCCGGCUCUAGUUACCUCUAAGGAUGGAACAAGGUCUGGCCAGCUUCCAGCAGCCAGAAUUUUGGGCAGCUCUACAAGACUUUCUGUCUGGGAGAGGUAGCAUCUAGAUACUAAAGCACUAGAGUGGCACACGUGGAAGGAGGGAGUGAUCAGGCUCUCUGAGAUGGUGGGGGAUAAUGGGACCCAAAUGCAGAACAGUGGAUGGAAUGACCUCUUGUGACAUUCUGAACUGUCCACUGAUAGCCAUUCAUACACCAGGCUCUGGACUAAGUAUUUGGUUUCCAGACGGGAGCCAGACAUGGGCCUUGCUCUCACAGAGCUUAGAGCUUGGUAGGGGUGACAAGUGUGAAUCAAGUAAUCAUUCAAAAAAAUGUAUAAUUACAAACGGGUGGAGUUGAGGGCAGGCAACCACUGGCAUGUAAACAUAGCUAUGAAAGUGAAUAGAAGUAAACAAAAAUUAAAGACUUUAUCUCAGGGAAGCUUUCCAGAGGAGGUGUUAUUUAAGCCAAGCUCUGAAGGAUGAGUAGGAGUUAAGGCAAAGAGAAGGAAUCGUAAUUCUAGAACAGUGCUGUCCAAUAGAAAUAGAAUAUGAGCCACUUAGGUAAUUUAAAUUUUUUCUAGUAGCCAUACUAAAGAAUAAAAAGAAACAGGUGAAGUUUUAAUUUUAUCUUUUAUUUAACCAAACAUAUGCCAAAUGUUACCUUCUUUUUAACAUGUAAUCCAUAUAAAAAAUUAUUGAGAGCUUUUACA